AUGGACGCGCUGGAGUCGUUGUUGGACGAGGUGGCCCUGGAGGGGCUUGAUGGCCUGUGUCUGCCCGCGCUAUGGAGCCGUCUGGAGACGCGAGUGCCUCCCUUUCCGCUGCCUUUGGAGCCCUACACGCAGGAGUUCCUUUGGCGGGCCCUUGCCACCCACCCGGGCAUCAGCUUCUAUGAAGAGCCUCGGGAGCGACCCGACCUCCAGCUCCAGGACCGGUAUGAAGAGAUUGACUUGGAAACCGGAAUUUUGGAGUCCCGGAGGGAUCCAGUCGCUCUGGAGGAUGUCUACCCCAUUCAUAUGAUCUUGGAGAAUAAGGAUGGCAUCCAGGGCUCUUGCCGGUACUUCAAGGAGAGGAAGAACAUAACCAAUGACAUCAGGACCAAGACUUUACAGCCCCGUUGUAUGAUGGUGGAAGCUUUUGGCAGGUGGGGAAAGAGACUGAUCAUCGUUGCCUCCCAGGACAUGCGUUACAGGGCCUUGAUAGGCUUGGAGGGUGACCCGGACCUGAAACUCCCCGACUUCUCUUACUGCAUUUUGGAGCGAUUAGGCCGGUCCCGGUGGCAAGGGGAGCUCCAGCGAGACCUCCAUACCACUGCUUUCAAGGUUGAUGCUGGGAAGCUCCACUAUCACCGGAAAAUUCUGAACAAAAACGGGCUCAUCACGAUGCAGUCCCAUGUGAUCCGAUUACCCACUGGAGCCCAGCAGCACUCCAUUCUCCUCCUUCUGAACCGGUUUCACGUGGACAGGAGGAGCAAAUACGACAUCCUCAUGGAGAAGCUCUCGGGUGUGCUGAGCACACGGACUAACCAGAUGGAGACCCUGGGCAGGCUGAGGGAGGAACUGGGGCUGUGCGAGAGGACAUUUAAGCGGCUGUACCAGUACAUGCUGAAUGCUGGCCUUGCGAAGGUGGUGUCUCUCCCCUUGCAAGAGAUCCACCCUGAGUGUGGACCUUGUAAGACAAAGAAAGGGACGGAUGUCAUGGUGCGCUGCCUCAGGCUGCUGAAGGAAUUCAAACGGAAGGUUGAGGACGACCAUGACCAGGACGACGAUGAGGACGAGGAGGUCAUCUCCAAGGGAGUGCCCCCGGUGGACAUUGUGUACGAGCGGGACAUGCUCACGCAGACCUACGAACUCAUUGAGCGCAGAGGCACGAAAGGCAUUUCCCAAGCUGAAAUCCGAGUGGCUAUGAACGUGGGAAAGCUGGAAGCCAGAAUGCUGUGUCGUCUUCUUCAGAGGUUCAAGGUUGUCAAGGGGUUCAUGGAAGAUGAAGGGCGUCAGCGGACCACCAAGUACAUCUCCUGCGUGUUUGCAGAAGAGAGCGAUCUGAGCCGACAGUACAAAAGGGAGAAAGCCCGGAGCCAGCUGCUAACCACUGUGAGCCUGGCCUCGGUGCAGGAGGAGUCACUCGUGCCUGAAGGGGAGGACACCUUCCUCUCUGAGUCCGAUAGCGAGGAGGAGGGCAGCAGCAAGAGGAAAGGCAGAGGAUCCCAGAGUGACGGGAAGUCCUGCUCGAACGCCAGUCUUGGGGCCCAGCCUCAUCACUCUGCCUCGGCGAAGGGCGGCUGGAAAGUCGGAAACCUCCACCCCCCGAAGAAGCAGCUGCCUUCCUCCCUAGGAGUGGCUGAGGAGCAACCCUGCCAGAGCUCUGUGAGCCGGGACAGCCUUCAGGACACCAGCUCCUCCUCAGACCCUGGCGUGUCCUUCAGCUCCCGCAGCAUGAAGAACAGCAGCAGCGACAUAACUGUGAUCGAAGAGGUCAGGCACGAAAACCCAAAGAAUGUGCGAGGACAGCCCACAGGAGAGACUUACCCAGCCCCAGACGUCAGCAGUGCCGGCGCUGAGAAGCCCUGCCUUAGCUGGAAGGCCAGUAUCACUGGCCGCGAGAGGAAGGAGAGCGGCGGUUCUCAGAAGACAGGGAAGCAUGGCCCAGGCCAAGACAAACCCCACGAAACUUACCGGCUGCUCAAACGCAGGAACCUGAUCAUAGAAGCCGUCACCAACCUGCGCUUAAUCGAGAGCUUGUUCACGAUCCAGAAAAUGAUCAUGGAUCAGGAGAAGCAAGAAGGCGUGUCCACCAAGUGCUGUAAGAAGUCCAUCGUCCGCCUGGUGCGCAACCUGUCCGAGGAGGGCCUCCUGAGGCUGUACCGUACCACGGUCAUCCAGGACGGCAUCAAGAAGAAGGUGGAUCUGGUCGUGCACCCGUCCAUGGAUCAGAAUGACCCGCUGGUGAGAAGUGCCAUCGAGCAGGUCCGUUUCCGGAUCUCCAAUUCCAGCACAGCAAACAGGGUGAAGGUGCCCCAGCCUCCUGCACCUCAAGAGGUUGAAGACGAAAGUCAAGGAAAAGAGGGUCCAAGCGGAUCAGGAGACUCUCAGCCGAACGCUUCCUCUAAACCAGAAAGCGGACGGGUGAAGAAAACUGACGAGAAGAUGGGCAUCACCCAGCUGAAAAAUUACAACCCUGUUAUAGUUCCAGGACUCGGCCGCUCUCUAGGAUUUCUGCCCAAAAUGCCUCGCCUGCGGGCAAUACACAUGUUUCUGUGGUACUUAAUCUACGGGCAUCCCACCAGCCGCCUGGGGGACAAGCCGGGCCUCGGCAGUACGAGGAGAAGGCAGGACCCAGGCAGGAUGGGAGUCCCGCCCUCCUCCAGAAGUGACCUGGGGGCCUCCUCUGAUGCCCCACCCAAGGACCGGCAAGAUGGAACCAUCCUGGAGACCGAAGUGGAGCUCCCCACGGAGAAAGUAUAUGUGGAUGAAGCCUCGUGGAAACGCUACGUCCCUCCCAUCCCAGUCCACAAGGACUUUGGCUUCGGCUGGGCCCUCGUCAGUGACAUUCUUCUCUGCCUGCCCCUCUCCAUCUUUGUUCAGAUUGUGCAAGUCAGUUAUAAGGUAGAUGACCUUGAGGAGUUUCUGAACGACCCUCUGAAGAAGCACACGCUGAUCCGCUUCCUGCCCAGGCCCGUCCGGCAACAGCUCCUGUACAAGAGACGUUACAUUUUUUCUGUGGUGGAGAACCUUCAGAGGCUGUGCCACAUGGGGCUGCUGCAGUUCGGCCCCACGGAAAAGUUUCAGGAUAAAGACCAGGUCUUCAUUUUCUUGAAGAAGAACGCGGUCAUCGUUGACACCACCAUCUGUGACCCGCAUUACAACCUGGCCCACAGCAGCCGGCCCUUCGAAAGGCGUCUGUACGUCCUGAACUCCAUGCAGGACGUGGAGAACUACUGGUUCGAUCUGCAGUGUGUCUGUCUCAACACCCCAUUAGGUGUGGUGCGCUACCCGCGUGUCAGGAAGAACAGCGCGCAGGACCAGGGCCUGGAUGAGGAGGGCAGUCUGCAAAAGGAGCAGGAGAGUGCCAUUGACAAGCACAACCUGGAGCGCAAAUGCGCCAUGAUGGAGUACACCACGGGAAGCCGUGAAGUUGUGGAUGAAGGCUUGAUCCCCGGGGACGGGCUGGGAGCCGCCGGGCUUGAUUCCAGUUUCUAUGGGCACCUAAAGCGCAACUGGAUCUGGACCAGCUACAUCAUCAGCAAGGCCAGGAAGGAGAACACUGCUUCUGAAAAUGGGCUCAUGGUGAGGCUCCAGACGUUUCUGUCCAAGCGCCCAUUGCCACUCAGUGCCGGAGGCACCGGCAGGUUGAACAUCUGGGGGGAAGCCAGAGUGGGAGCCGGGCUCUGCGCUGACCGGGAAGAGCAGUUCGAGAUGGACCGAGAGCCCACGCUGGACAGGAACCGGAGAGUGAGGGGCGGACGGAGUCAGAAGCGUAAGCGGCUGAAGAGGGACCCUGGAAAGAAGAUCAAGAGAAAGAGAAAAGAAGAGUCCCCCCAGGAGAAAAGCCGCAGCCUGCGCUACCACGAUGAGGCUGACCAGAGCGCGCUGCAGAGGAUGACCCGGCUGCGGGUCACCUGGUCCAUGCAGGAAGAUGGGCUGCUCGUGCUCUGCCGCAUCGCCAGCAACAUCCUCAACACCAAGGUGAAGGGCCCAUUCGUCCCCUGGCAGGUUGUGCGGGACAUCCUGCACGCCACCUUCGAAGAGUCUCUGGAUAAAACCUCUCACUCGGUCGGACGGAGAGCUCGCUACAUAGUCAAGAACCCACAGGCCUACCUGAACUAUAAGGUUUGCCUCGCUGAGGUGUACCAGGAUAAGGCACUUGUGGGAGAUUUCAUGAAUCGGAAAGGUGACUAUGAAGACCCAAAGGUUUGUGCCAGUGAGUUUAAAGAAUUUGUGGAGAAGCUCAAAGAGAAGUUCAGUUCGUCUCUCAAGAAUCCUAAUCUUGAAAUCCCAGACACGCUCCAGGAGCUGUUUGCCAGAUACCGAGUUUUGGCCAUUGGAGACGAAAAGGAUCCAACCAGGCAGGAAGAUGAACUGAACAGCGUGGAUGACAUCCACUUCCUCGUACUCCAGAACCUGGUCCAGAGCACGCUGGCCCUCUCGGACAGCCAGAUGGAGUCCUGCCGGUCAUUUCAGACUUUCCGCCUAUACCGUGAGUACAAGGACCACAUCCUCGUGAAGGCCUUCAUGGAGUGCCAGAAAAGGAGCUUGGUUAACCGGCGCCGGGUCAACCACAUGCUGGGCCCAAAGAAGAACCGGGCCCUGCCCUUCGUGCCCAUGUCCUACCAGCUCUCCCAGACCUACUACAGGAUUUUUACAUGGCGCUUCCCAAGCACCGUGUGCACGGAGUCGUUCCAGUUCCUCCGCACAAUCCUGGCCGCCGGCAAGUUGGACCAGCCUGAUAACUUUUCCUUCCAAGACCAGGAUACUAACAAGUCUACAAGUCAUCUGGUGACGUUUUCUCUGGACAACCCUGGAGGACACUGCGUGGCCGCCCUAACCCUUUUCUCUUUGGGCCUCAUCUCUGUGGACGUCCGGAUCCCGGAGCAGAUUGUCGUGGUAGACAGCUCCAUGGUAGAGAACGAGGUCAUGAAGAGUCUGGGCAAGGACGGGGGCUUGGAUGAGGACGACGAUGAGGAGGAAGACUUGGACGAAGGCUCAGGAAGCAAGCGCCGGGCCAUCGAGGUGAAAGCCCGCCAGGCCUCCCACACCAACUACCUGCUCAUGCGGGGCUACUGCGCGCCCGGCAUCGUCAGCACCCGCAACCUCAACCCCAACGACAGCAUCGUGGUGAACUCCUGCCGGGUGACGUUCCAGCUCCGCCGCACCCCCCUGCCCACGCGGCUCUGGCCCACGGUCCCUUCUCUGGAAGAGCUACCCGUGGGUAUAUCCUGCCUCCCGGCCACCUUCACCAGGCUGAUCCAGAGCCAGGGGACCGCCUGCAGCCUAGAGGAGUUUGUCCAGCAGGUGGAGCUGUGUGGGUACGAGCCAGGGGACGUGUGCGCUGUCCUGGAGGUGCACGGGGUCAUCGCGGCCGCGGGCUGCUUCGGGGUGGACAGAGUGGAGCUGAGCCGGUGGUUCUCCGCCUUCGAGAGGACCGACGCCGAGCGCACCCGGACCUUCACAGACUACGUGCAGGACCUCCUGGAGCACCACCAGGUCCUGGAAGUUGGUGGCAACACCAUUCGCCUGGUGGCCAUGGCCUCUGCCCAGCCCUGGCUCCUGCACUCGGUGAGGCUGAAAGGCAGAGAGGAGGAUGCGUGCCCUCCAACAACAGACCCCCAGGCCAGACCCCCGCACAGGCCUGCCCGCGAGGACAGCCCCGUGGGGAGGCCGGCUCCGCCCUCCCAGGGCCCCCGGAGCACCAAGAGGCGUGCCAGCUGCACGAGCCAUGACAUGGCUGGUCAGGGCGGGGAGGCCAACCCCGAGAGUACCCACAAGCCCCCUGCCAAGAGGCCCACGCUCCAGGAUGUGCGCCUGGCCCCCAGCCCCGGGGCCCAAGCAGAAGAGGAGCCAGAACUCCCAGUGCCUGCUCUGCCAGCAGCUCCCGGGGACUCGGGUGUGGAGGAGCCUCCCCCCGGAGUACGGGGGGCCGGGCUGGAGGACCAAGAGGAUGGCGGGGUUCCCAGCCCUCUAGGCCGGGAGCAGCCUAGCUGUCAGGCCCAGCUUCCAGAAGGAUCUGAAGACCCCAGAGGUUCGGCCGAGAGCUCUGUGGUCUGUGGCCUCUCCCAAGCAGCAUGGGAAAAGGACUGCGAGAACAUCUCGUUCGUCGCCCGGCCGUGGCGCAUCGUGGACGGCCACCUGAACGUGCCGGUGUGCAAGGGCAUGAUGGAGGCCAUGCUCUACCACAUCAUGACGCGGCCUGGCGUCCCCGAGAGCUGCCUGCUGCGCCACUACCGGGGUGCGCUCCAGCCCAUCGCCGUGCUCGAGCUGCUGCAGGGCCUGGAGUCCCUGGGCUGCAUUAAGAAGUGCUUGCUGAGGAAGCCAGCGGCCGUCUCGCUCUUCUCCAAGCCCCGGGUCCCCGAGGUGCAGGCGCCCUCCAGCCCGAGCGAGAGCGCCACCGUGUUCUACGAGCCCACGCUGGACUGCACGCUGCGGCUGGGCCGUGUGUUCCCCCACGAGGUCAACUGGAACAAGUGGGUCCACUUAUGAGGCACAUGCGGUCACCGUGAGCCCCUUCUCCACCACUGGCUCCUGAGGAGGGCGUGACUCCCCCAGGGGGGCUCCACCUGGCCCCCGCGUGCGCCGCACCCCGCUUGGUGCGCAGGGACACGUCUGUGCCAAGCCUCUGGCCUGGACCUCGGAGGAGAGCCUCCCGCCCUGCCGCUCUGGGGGUCUUGCCGGACCGAGGGCCCUGCUGGGUCCCGCCGGCUGUUGUCAGGGAGCAGCUGCCUGAAGGCUUGGGUCCCUGCUCUCCCUUUCUUGUUCCUAGGGCGUCGUAGCCGUGGCCGCAGGCAAGGACCCAGCUCUCCGUCGCUGCCUGCCUUCGCUGCGGACCUGGGGUUGUGGUGAGUUUGAGAGGCCUCCAAGGGCGUCCGCCAUCAGGGAGCAGAGCGCCUUCCGCGCGGACCUCAGCGUUGUCGUCCUGUGGCCGUGAGGGGUCAGGAGCUGGCGCUGCUCGCACUGCGUUGCCGGUUCUGGGUGCCAAGGCAGAAAGGCCCAGUGCCCCAAGCGGCAGGACCUCGGGGGGGCGGGGUGCGCAUCACGGGACAGGGCUGUGUGUCUUGCCACCGAAGGCCCUGGCAGGGACUGACCGCUCUAUAGGCAGGACCUCAGACCCGGGGAGAGCCUGGGGCUCCCUUGUUGGCCUGGCAAGACACGCGGCGGCCUCCGGGAGGUG
Messenger RNA from Enhydra lutris kenyoni (northern sea otter), 7171 nucleotides. Its product is annotated as general transcription factor IIIC subunit 1. Lineage: Eukaryota; Metazoa; Chordata; Mammalia; Carnivora; Mustelidae. The transcript is spliced from 38 exons. Bases 1 to 6483 code for a protein of 2160 amino acids. Gene Ontology annotation, biological process: transcription initiation at RNA polymerase III promoter; 5S class rRNA transcription by RNA polymerase III. Gene Ontology annotation, cellular component: transcription factor TFIIIC complex. The record is from RefSeq and is a predicted model, not a curated record. Gene Ontology annotation, molecular function: DNA binding.